GCUCUGCCAUGGAUGGACCCCUUGCGUUCGGUUACAAAGUUACAUACCAGUGGGUUAUCAGUCGUGCCAAAGAGAUUGGUAUAGAACCCGAGGACGACUCCGUUAGAGCGAGGGCAGAUGUUAUGGUGGACCUGAUAACCACCCUCGCAGCGCAAGUCGGCUUGUUACGGCAGGUCCGGCCAAUCUGUGUCAGGGGCAAAGGUGUUGUUGCUUUCUGCAUCGCCUCCACUGACCCCGGCGACGGGCUACCUCGGAGAGUGACGGAUGCUGCCAAGAUUGAGAAGCUCAGGCAGAUGGUUGGCGCAGACGGGCCUCCGAGCUGGUGGCGGCAGGAUUAGCAAGAUGACCCGCUCAGAUUUGAAUACGACGACAUACGUUUGACGCGUCUAUACGUCGUUAUUGUUAUACUAUCCCUUGAUAAUCUUGUGUUUCGUUCCGACAUCAAUGCCUUGGUCGUCACUUGGGUAAUGUUCUUGCAGUCGCACUAUCAUGUAAGGCUUGAGUGGUUCUC
Molecule: messenger RNA, 511 nt
Organism: Phanerochaete carnosa HHB-10118-sp
Lineage: Eukaryota; Fungi; Basidiomycota; Agaricomycetes; Polyporales; Phanerochaetaceae
Exons: 2
Source: RefSeq, a predicted model, not a curated record